Opisthocomus hoazin is the source of this 2790-nucleotide messenger RNA. The record is from RefSeq and is a predicted model, not a curated record. NCBI's taxonomy places the organism in Eukaryota, Metazoa, Chordata, Aves, Opisthocomiformes, Opisthocomidae.
AUGUCACUAGUAGAUUUGGGAAAGAAACUUUUAGAAGCUGCACGAGCAGGUCAAGAUGACGAAGUUCGCAUUUUGAUGGCAAAUGGAGCACCUUUUACCACAGAUUGGUUGGGAACAUCUCCACUUCAUCUAGCAGCACAGUAUGGACACUAUUCAACAACAGAAGUGUUGCUGCGAGCAGGUGUGAGUCGGGAUGCCAGAACCAAAGUGGACAGAACUCCACUACAUAUGGCAGCCUCAGAAGGCCAUGCCAGCAUAGUAGAAGUCUUGCUCAAGCACGGUGCUGAUGUCAAUGCGAAGGACAUGCUCAAAAUGACUGCACUUCACUGGGCUACUGAACAUAACCACCAAGAAGUUGUAGAACUCUUAAUAAAGUACGGAGCAGAUGUUCAUGCUCAGAGUAAAUUUUGCAAAACGGCAUUAGAUAUUGCAGUAGACAAUGGAAAUGAAGACCUUGCAGAAAUAUUACAGAUUGCAAUGCAGAACCAAAUUAAUACGAAUCCAGAGAGUCCGGACACUGUGACGAUACAUGCAGCAACACCGCAGUUCAUCAUUGGACCUGGAGGGGUGGUGAACCUAACAGAUGAAACAGGAGUGUCUGCUGUACAGUUUGGAAACUCAUCAACGUCAGUAUUAGCCACGUUGGCAGCUUUAGCAGAAGCGUCAGCUCCACUAUCUAAUUCUUCAGAAACACCAGUGGUGGCCACAGAAGAGGUUGUGACUGCGGAAUCUGUGGAUGGUGCUAUUCAGCAAGUUGUCAGUUCUGGAGGUCAGCAAGUUAUUACUAUAGUUACAGACGGCAUUCAGCUUGGUAAUCUGCACUCGAUUCCAACCAGUGGAAUAGGGCAGCCAAUCAUUGUGACCAUGCCAGAUGGACAGCAAGUAUUAACAGUUCCAGCAACAGACAUUGCUGAAGAAACUGUAAUAAGUGAAGAACCACCAGUGAAGAGACAGUGCAUUGAGAUUGUUGAAAAUCGUGUGGAGUCUGCAGAAAUAGAAGAAAGAGAAACUCUGCAGAAACAACUGGAUGAGGCAAACAGAGAAGCACAAAAAUAUCGUCAGCAGCUUCUAAAGAAAGAACAAGAAGCAGAGGCCUAUCGGCAGAAGUUAGAGGCAAUGAACCGCCUCCAGACUAAUAAAGAAGCUGUUUAAUAAAAAAUGAACAUACUGCAAAGCCUGUUACUUUCAAAAACCUGCAGUACAAUCUUGAACUGUACGCUAUAUAGGUACAGACACAGGAUUACGUGGUAGAGAAGAUGCUACAAGUUGAUAACUGGACUUAAGCCGUGAGCUCUGAUGAAUUUCUUGUAACAUAAAAACUCUGAAUUUAGAAAUUGUGAAAAGUAUUUAAAAUGAAUUACUGUAAAUAGUUGUUUUUUUUACAGUUUCAAAAUGAGUUGAUAAAUCUUUUUGAAGGGAUCCAGAAACACGGGAAGCCAAUGUUUUUGUGAAAUUUUUGAUUUUAGUAUGAAUCUAACUUCUGAAAAACAGAACAGUUUUAAGGGUGAUGUUGUUGAUUUAAGCUGACAACUUGAAUUAUGUGACAAAAUGAAUUAACAGUUAUUUCUACAUGGUGACAACAUAAACUUCUCUGAAUAAGACAUUUCCAGAUGGAAAUCUUUGUACAGCUUUAAGUAGUUGUCUCAGAUUCUCUGAAAACCGUUUUGGGUUAUUUUUUUUAUUUUAGGCGGUGAAAUUUUUAUAUUUAAUUUCAGAUAUAUCCAAGUAGACUUACAUGUAUAUGAAGCUAAUAUUUUUAAACUUUUCAGUUUGUACAUAUGCUGCAUGUUUUUAUAAUUUCUACACAUACGUCUUGCAUAGGUAUUUUUCAGCAAAGAUGAGAAAAAUUAUGAGAAAAAUGUUUAGCCUAUAGGUCAUUUGAAGUAAGCUAGCAGACAGUUUUAUUGUGGAUGGUAUAUUUCUUGGAAGAAUGUAAUUUGUAAUUAAAAGAACAAAAAAAAAAAUCUUAAUUUACAUAUUAGAGGCAAUUUAAAAUUUGGUGGUGGAGGCAUUGACGCUUCACUUCGUGUGUCUUACAAUUUUCCUGUACAAACAUUUUCAAGUUCAGUAAUUAAUACAAAAGAAUGUCUCCACAGGAACACAAAUAGUAGUUCUUUUAGAAUAUUCCUAUUGAUCUCUUUUCCCCAAUAGCCUUGAAAUUAUUUCAGUGAUACAUUUUUUCUAAACAGACUUUGGCAUUUUAAUUAUGCAAUUGGACAAGUAAUUUUUUAUGUUGGUAGUGAUGCUCUUCUUACCUAGCAUCAUUGUUCUCCACUGUGAUGCUGUGUUUGUGUGUGUCUGUGCAGUGAUCUAUUAUGCCUAGGAUUUAUAUAGCACAUUACAUCUUCAGAGCAUUGUAAAAUCUUUUGAAGAACCCUUACUGCACUGCCUGAGGCAGGCAAGUGAGUGUUACUGUCUCAAUUUUAUAACUGGUAUAAGCGCAACACAGGGAAUGUUAAAUGACUGACCCAAGACCACGUGAAUCUGUGGUAUACCUGGGAACAGAUCUCGGGAGUUCUGGCUUCUGGUCCUGUGCUUAGACUGAGCUGCCUUAAGAUUGUUCAGUGUUCUGUUACAUUAAAUUUUGAACUACUGUGCAGAUUCCUUUUUUGUAAGAUAAAACUCUUUGUGCUUUGCUUUGUUGUUCCAUGUUUCACUGCUUUUAUGGAAUUGUUUAUAUAAACUUAAGCAAAAAGUCUAGUUUACCUAUACUGUACACAGAAGAAUUACCCUUAAAACUGUACUCUGGCCUACUUUUUCUAUUUUACAAUUAAAUAUCUUUUCCAUAUA